Phodopus roborovskii (desert hamster) is the source of this 1774-nucleotide messenger RNA. RefSeq names its product canopy FGF signaling regulator 3 (gene Cnpy3). Gene Ontology annotation, cellular component: endomembrane system. The record is from RefSeq and is a predicted model, not a curated record. NCBI's taxonomy places the organism in Eukaryota, Metazoa, Chordata, Mammalia, Rodentia, Cricetidae. The transcript has 6 exons. Bases 170 to 994 code for a protein of 274 amino acids. Gene Ontology annotation, molecular function: signaling receptor binding.
AGCCGAAAGCCGCCAGCGGCCGGGGAGGAGGGGGCGGUCCAGGGCGCGCUGUUGCCGUGGUUACGCGGAGGCACGUGUGCAGCCCCGGAAGCGGCCGGGGGAAGCGAGUCCGUGCGCGCUGCUGGAGGAAGCGCCCUCGGGUCCGCUCCGCUGUGGGUCCGGCUGGGCCAUGGAGUCGAUGUCUGAGCUCGCGCCCCGCUGCCUCCUGCUUCCCUUGAUGCUGCUGUCGUUGCUGCUCCUGCCUGCCCCGAAGCUGGGCCCGAGCCGCGCCCGGGCGGAGGAGACCGACUGGGUGCGAUUGCCCAGCAAAUGCGAAGUGUGCAAGUAUGUGGCAGUGGAGUUGAAGUCAGCUUUUGAAGAAACGGGGAAGACUAAGGAAGUGAUCGGUACAGGCUAUGGCACUCUGGACCGGAAGGCCUCCGGAGUCAAGUACACCAAGUCGGACUUACGGUUAAUUGAAGUCACUGAGACCAUUUGCAAGAGGCUUCUGGACUACAGCCUGCACAAGGAAAGGACGGGCAGCAACCGAUUUGCCAAGGGCAUGUCAGAGACCUUCGAGACCCUGCACAACCUAGUCCACAAAGGGGUCAAGGUGGUGAUGGACAUCCCCUACGAGCUGUGGAAUGAGACCUCUGCCGAGGUAGCCGACCUCAAGAAGCAGUGUGACGUGCUGGUGGAGGAGUAUGAAGAGGUGAUCGAGGACUGGUACAGGCACCACCAGGAGGAAGACCUGACUGAAUUCCUCUGUGCCGACCACGUGCUGAAGGGCAAGGACACCAGUUGCCUGGCAGAGCGGUGGUCUGGCAAGAAGGGGGACAUCGCCUCCCUAGGAGGGAAGAAAUCUAAGAAGAAGCGUGGCAGGGUCAAGGGUUCCAGCAGCGGCAGCAAGCAGAGGAAGGAGCUGGGGAGCCUGGAGGGGGAUGCCAGCCCCGAGGAAGAGGAGGGUGUGCAGAAGGCAUCCCCCCUCCCACACAGCCCCCCUGAUGAGCUGUGAGCCCACCCUAGGGUCCUUGACUCAAGACCCCGACUUGAGGGGGCGAGAGCAUGGGCGUGGCUCCAGCGAGGAUGGCUGUUGCCCAGCUUCCGGUCUCCUACCUUGACCAUGCCCUCUUUCUGCCCUUGAGCAACAGCAAGAAGUGGACUGAUCGGGGGUGGAGAGGAGGGGGUGCAGAAGGCAGCUCUUGCUACACAGCCCCCCCCCACGAGCUCCGGGUCCAACCCAGCAUCCCCAAGCUGAGACCUCUGACCUUGGAGCUGAAGAGCUUGAGACACAGACGAUGACUCGUGCAGUGCCCGGGUUCCCACUUGCCUGUACCCUCUUCAGCAGGGUGGACACAGGCCCAGGGAGGCAGCCAGACCCACCUCUUGCUCCGCCAAGCCUUCUACUCUGCUGGUCAGGUCACGAAUUUCCAAACUUCCAGGAUGAACUCUACACCAUGUGGCAUAAGGGGCUGAGCGGCAGAGCUGGAGCCAGUCCAGAGCCUGCAGAGAGGGCACCUCAGCUGACCCCACCUCCACCGCUCGCAAGGACACCGUGUGCUCUGCCCAGCCCCCCUCCCCAGGGCUACCAGAGUAAACACCUUUUGGCCUUUCAGUCGGUCGCUCUUCCUGGGCCCACUUCAGCCUCCAGAGUGAGCCCUUGUUGCUCCUUUCUGCCUGUCUCUCCCAGUCCCGGGCCUGGGUAGGCGACGAUGCUGUCACCCUCAUUGGAGGCUUGACCUACCAGUUACUAGGAGUAGGAGGAGCAGGUGCUGACUGCUGAGAGCCAGGGCUG